AUGGAGGUUGGCUAUAAGAAUUUAUACCAAUCUUUGGCGUCAUCGCAAGCUAGGCUCAGAUGGAAGAGGUGUAGUCACACAUAUUGGGGCAUGAAGGGGUCUCUUUCACCAUCCCGGUGUCUCAAACUGACCCAAAAAUUGUUGAUUCUCAGCCAUAGCCUGUGUAGGAGGAUCAGAGCUCAACCAGAAGGUUCUAUUGCCGAGGGUUAUAUUCUUGAGGAAACAAUUACCUUUUGCUCUAGAUAUUUAGAAGGCGUAGAAACACUCUUUAAUCGACCACGUCGCAACGAUGAUGAUAAUGAAAAUGGAUCUAGUUAUUUGUUCAAUGCUUGUGGUCGGCCAAUUGGGGAGGUGAAAGUGAUUAAUUUGAACCAUAAGAGCAAGAUGCAAAUACAUCGUUAUGUGCUAACACAAUUUCAAAAAGUACUUCAACCAUUUGAAAGAGAAUUCUUAUCUCAGAAGUAAAGGGAAAAUCAUACAAUUACUGUUACUAAUGAUUUGGUGAUUAAAUGGAAGUUAGAGGAAUUUCCAGAUUGGUUAAAGUUGCAGGUUACCGAUUAUGAAAUUUUAUCAACUAAAUGAAAAUGCUUAUACUUUUUGUUGAUUCAUUCACUUGAGCAAUAUAUUUU
Molecule: messenger RNA, 629 nt
Organism: Amaranthus tricolor (Joseph's coat)
Lineage: Eukaryota; Viridiplantae; Streptophyta; Magnoliopsida; Caryophyllales; Amaranthaceae
Exons: 3
Coding region: 1-465 (154 amino acids)
Source: RefSeq, a predicted model, not a curated record